This is a messenger RNA of Xenopus tropicalis (tropical clawed frog), 618 nucleotides long. It is a transcript of the gene cuta, whose product is annotated as cutA divalent cation tolerance homolog. The transcript has 7 exons. Gene Ontology annotation, biological process: intracellular protein localization; response to metal ion. The coding region runs from base 111 to 566 and encodes 151 amino acids. NCBI's taxonomy places the organism in Eukaryota, Metazoa, Chordata, Amphibia, Anura, Pipidae. The record is from RefSeq and is a predicted model, not a curated record.
ACCCGGAAAUGCGAAGUCGUGGAACUUCUGCGCCGGAAGCGGGGACGUAAAUGUGUUUUUAAAGGGAGUGUAGCUUUGAGCUUGGACGGUAAUUGCAUAGCUUUUGGUACAUGCACCCAGCCUUCUCCUCACUUCAAUUCUGGACUCUGCUAAUACCUGGCUGUGCAUUUCUUUUCUAUAUGACCCCUCUUCUGCUGAGGACUGUGGGAAUAAGAGCUUUUUCCAUGGCAUCUGACAGUUAUGCAUCAGGUUCUCUUUCUGCAGCCUAUGUUACCUGCCCUAAUGACACAGUGGCCAAAGACAUUGCCCGGGGUCUUGUGGAGAGGAAGUUAGCAGCCUGUGUAAAUAUUAUACCCCAAAUCACCUCCAUAUAUGAAUGGAAGGGGAAGUUAGAAGAGGAUAAUGAAGUACUUCUGAUGAUUAAGACCAGAUCUUCCAAAGUUUCAGCACUGACAGAAUAUGUUAGAUCUGUUCAUCCUUAUGAAGUCUGUGAGGUCAUCAGCCUCCCCAUAGAGCAGGGGAACCCUCCAUACCUAAAAUGGGUUGGGGAUAUUGUUCCAGAGUAAUGGAUUCUCUCAUUAUUUUCUGAUGAAAGAAAAUAAAUAGUUUUGCAAUGUC